Messenger RNA from Chara braunii, 2161 nucleotides. NCBI's taxonomy places the organism in Eukaryota, Viridiplantae, Streptophyta, Charophyceae, Charales, Characeae. The record is from the annotation of a GenBank genome assembly.
ACUUGUCACCAUGGUGGAGACCCGUAGUGGGACGAGCACUAGCCCCUACACCCAGGAGCAACAGGAGAAGAUGGCCGCCUUAGUGAGAGAAAACAAAGAGAGGAAAGAGCUCCAAAAACGGGCGAAGCUAAAGGCUAUUGCAGAGGAGCAGGCGACAAAGAUGAAGAAAAUGGAGGAGGAGAUUAAGAGAGUUCAACAGGAGGAGGAAGAGAGGAGAAAGGCUGCCGAAGAGGAAGCAGCAGCAGAAGAAGCAAAAGAGGAUGCGUAUUGAGAGUAGAGAGGGGAGCAGUGGCACGAAAAAGGAUGAAGACACAGAGAUGGAGAAAAAGAUCAGCGAGUGGGUUGCUAAUUUAUCAUUGGGGGAAGACGAGGAGGCAGAGUCGUAUGUGCCACAGGAUGAGAAAGAUGCGUUAGCCAAGGAGCUAAUGGCAAUGGAGGACCCCAUGGAACGGCGAGAAAGAGAAGAGGAGCAGAAGUUGGAAUGGAAAUUGAGAAUGACGAGGGAGAAGAAGAGGAGGGAGGAAGUCAAUAGGCUGACCGUAGAGGUGGCAAAGGUGAAGGACUGUAGGCAAGAAGUGGAGGCCCAGGCAGACGACUCGGCCAAAUGGGAUAAGGUGCUGGGAUACUUGGAGGUGUUGAGCGCGGCUUGGAUGGAGGAGCGCCAAGCUAGUUGGAGUCAAGAGGUAGCCUUGAGUGCCAUGCAGCCGGGGUUUAGGGACUUUGCGCGCGAUAUGGUUACCCACGUUGGGGAAGAAGUUCGGAGGUUGAGAGACAACGUGGGGAAGUUUUGUGAGGGCGCUAUUGAGGGCGCCAAAGCGAUAGCCGCUGUAGAGGGCGAGGCCAGACUCCGCAAGGACCCGACAGGCCCGUUGGGCUGCCCAGCAGUCAAAAGGCAGCCGGCAGUAGGGGUUGCAACUGCCCCUACUUCAGGGCCAUGUGGAGAAGCGAGCGUGCGCGAACAGGAAAUUCUCAAACCACAUGAGCCUAUGGCAGAGGUUGCAGGCCCGUGCCUAGCUAGCUGUCCAGAGACUGCUUGUGUUAACGUCUCUCUAGGCACGUCCCUCACAGGUGUGGCAGAAGAGUUGAAGGAGAGGAUGCCAGUCUGGGCCAAAAUGAAGGAGGAGAGUAAGGGACAGCUGAUCUUGGUAGAUGUAGAAGUGUUCAGAAGCAGAGUAGGGGCCCUUAUAGAUUCACGGGCCACCCGCAGUUAUGUUAGCCGUAGGGCGCUGAAGAAGCUGAGGCUAGGAUUGAAAGUCCAAAAGUUAGCAGACCCUAUAGUCAGUGUCCGCGCAGACAACCGCACGAUGCGAGUUGAGGACUACGUAGAGGGAGUCUGGGAGUACUUCCGCCUAGAGAAGGAUGGGAAGGUGGAGAAAGUUCUCCAUUCCCUGACUCUCCUCGUACAGGAUGACCUGCCUUUCGACAUAGUGUUAGGAAUGGAUUGGGGAGAGGCAGCAGAGGCCACACUCCACUUGAGAGAGCAUGAGUGUAGGCUCCCGAGUCCGUCAGACGAGGUUAAGACUGCCCGCCUGUUUCAUGUGUCAGGUGUAGACAACACCUUGGCACAUUGCUGUCUCAGUGCUCCCACGUUCGCGCGGUUAGUGAAGAAGGAGCGAUUAGAGGAACAAAUCUUUGUAGUUUACGUUAGACUUGUGACUGAGGCUAAGGAAAAGGUGACUUCCAUAGAUCCAACAAUUGCCAAGCUGCUGGAAGAGUUCAAAGAUUUGACCGAGUCGCCGACAGGAGUAGUGCCACGACCCAUCCAGCACAGGAUAGAGAUAGAGCCUGGCAGUAGAACUCCUAAGGGAGCAGUCUACAGGAUGUCCCCUAGAGAGUUAGAGGAGUUACGCAAGCAGUUAGAUGAACUCCUCGAGAAAGGUUGGAUCAGGCCCAGUUCGUCUCCUUUUGGAGCACCGGUUCUGUUUGUCCCCAAGAAGGAAGGAGAGCUUCGUAUGUGUAUAGACUACAGGGGUUUGAAUGCGAUUACUGUAAAGAAUGCUGAGCCACUGCCUAGGAUAGACGAUCUCUUAGAUCGGGUGCAGGGUUGCAAGUAUUUCUUUAAGAUAGACUUGAAGUCCGGAUACCAUUAGAUAGAGGUCCAUCCUGAUGACCAGUACAAGACUGCAUUUUGGACUAGAUAUGGGCACUAUGAGUUUAUAGU